CCAAAACUUUGGAAUCCCUGCGAGACUUUUCUCCGGCCUCAGUGAAGUGGCCAAUGAAGGGGAAUGGCACCAAUGGAGCUGCAGCUCGUGCUUUCCGAUCUCUUGAUCUCUCUCCUAUGGGUUUGGUCUGGUUCUAUCCUUCGCUACUUUGCCUACACCUUCCUCGGACUAGGGAUGCACACCGGGAUCGGCCUUCUCAAGCUUAUUCUCGCUGUUCUGUAUGUCUCCUUCUUCUCUUGGCUCGGCAAGGCCACCAAUGGUGGAGCUUACAACCCUCUCAUGGUUCUCUGUCAUGCUAUUUCUGGCAGUUUUGCUGGGUUUCUAUUCGUCAUUUUUGGGAGGAUACCUGCUCAGGUCGUUGGAUCCACUAUUGGGGUUGGGUUAACUAAAAUCACCUUUCCAGAAGCAUACUAUGGCCCUCGCUUGAAUGUUGAUAUUCAUCAGGGAGCAUUAAUGGAAGGAUUUCUUACACUAUUGAUUGUGAUUCUCUCAUUGGGAAUAAAGAAAAUAAAUCCUGAGAAUUUGGUUUUAAGAACAUGGAUUUCAAGCUUGUCCAAAGUAAUACUUCAUUUUCUAGGUUCAGAUAUAACUGGUGGAAUCAUGAACCCAGCUACAGCAUUUGGUUGGGCUUAUGUUCAAGGGGACCAUAUGACCAAGGAGCAUUUGCUUGUUUACUGGCUCGCACCAGUUGAGGGCGCUUUGUUAGGAGUAUGGGUGUGUAGUUUGUUUGUUGACCUUAAGAAGCACAAGGAACAUCAUCAAACUGGUUACAAGUUUAAAUCAGAGUGAGAAUGGCAAGGUACGAGGGUUUCAUUGUUUGUGUGAACUACCACAGCUGACUUCUGCGGGAAGUAUAGCCCGAAGUGUUCUCGCUCGGGCAGUGAUCAGAAAGUAGGUGGCGGAUACUUUUCUAGAUCUCUGAGCAUGUACAUAAGCACACCAAAUAACCAGGCUUAAUUCUCAAGCCAUCAAAGAUGAGAUCUCAUGGAAAGACUAGCUAUAUCAUCUUUGAUGUAUAUGAUCUUGUUACUUUGUAAUGUAAGUAAUUUAAUUUAUCAGCACUGCCUGGGAGAAAUGUCCUCGUGGUAAAAACAUGAAA
Molecule: messenger RNA, 1099 nt
Organism: Dioscorea cayenensis subsp. rotundata (Guinea yam)
Lineage: Eukaryota; Viridiplantae; Streptophyta; Magnoliopsida; Dioscoreales; Dioscoreaceae
Product: probable aquaporin SIP2-1
Exons: 4
Coding region: 64-789 (241 amino acids)
Biological process (GO): transmembrane transport
Cellular component (GO): membrane
Molecular function (GO): channel activity
Source: RefSeq, a predicted model, not a curated record